Salvelinus fontinalis (brook trout) is the source of this 5021-nucleotide messenger RNA. RefSeq names its product anoctamin 3 (gene ano3). The record is from RefSeq and is a predicted model, not a curated record. Gene Ontology annotation, cellular component: plasma membrane. Gene Ontology annotation, molecular function: protein dimerization activity; chloride channel activity. The coding region runs from base 292 to 3363 and encodes 1023 amino acids. NCBI's taxonomy places the organism in Eukaryota, Metazoa, Chordata, Actinopteri, Salmoniformes, Salmonidae. Gene Ontology annotation, biological process: chloride transmembrane transport. The transcript is spliced from 26 exons.
GAAGGAACCACUGCCAUCACCGGACCUCCCCUCCGGUUCGUUACCAUGACAACAGCCACGGAUGAGGAGCAUGCGGAGGGGACGGUACUCGGUACAGGUGUUGUUGUGGUUUCCGCAUCGCUUUAGAUAUCGCUGCUGUGAUGACUGUAGUCUACUGGGCAUGGAUGGUAGCUGCGAGAACACCUACGCAAUCCCACCAUAAUUUCCCUAUUCGGUAACCUUGCUUUUACGAAAUACGGAAUAGUAUUUACGGGGGGGUGGGGGAAUAAUAAUCAACAAACAAACGACACUAUGGUGCAUCACUCGGGCUCCAUACAGUCCUUCAAGCAGCAGAAAGGCAUGCACACAAGCAUCAGUGAGAUCCUGAAGGAGAAGACCCUGAAGCCGUCCCGUCGUAGCCUGCCCUGCCUGGCCCAGAGCCAAACCCACCCACAGAACAUCAACCACUUCCUGUCCAUGCCCCUCACCCCCGACAACAAGCCCCAGACACACCCACAGGACCAUCUGCAGUCAGUGCCUCAACUCCAGGUUCAGGACCAGGCCCAGCUGUCUGACCCCUGGCUACACCACCAGGCCCAGGACCACUGCCAGAUCCAGGCACAACACACCCAACCUCUGUCCCACAGUCACAGCACUUCCUGCACCCUCAUCUCCUCCAAGACAGGUCUGGCAGAAGCUGUCAAGGACCACUACGAGGAGGAGGCAGAAGCGAGUACGUACGAGGCAGGAAGGACAGACGAGUCGUUUCUCAUUCAGAAACCUGCCACCCGAGCUAAAUUAGAGGCACACGUAGAUUCGCUUCAGGGGACCAACCCGGGGCAGCCGUCCGGUCUGCUGUUCAGAGAUGGGAAGAAGCGUAUCGAUUACAUCCUGGUCUAUAAGAAGUCCAGUCCUCUGGUGGAAAAGAGAGUCACCUUCGAGAGGAACCUGAGAGCUGAGGGGCUGAUGCUGGAGAAAGAGCCGUCUCUGACCAACACCGACAUCAUGUUUGUGAAGAUCCAUGCUCCGUGGGACACUCUUUGUAAAUACGCUGAGCAGAUGAAUAUCAGAAUGCCAUUCAGAAAGAAAAGUUACUUUACAGAUUGGAAGAGCAAAACUCUGGGCAGCCGGUUCCAUCUGAGGUGUCGUCAGAUAAAGAGUUGGUUACCCAGGAACCCCAUGAAGCUGGACAAAGAGGCCUUACCUGACCUAGAGGAGACAGACUGCUACACAGCCCCGUUCAGCAGGGCACGCAUGCACCAUUUUACCAUCAACAACAGACAUACGUUCUUCUCCAACUCCACCAGAAGCAGAAUAGUCCACCAUGUUCUCCAACGCACCAAGUAUGAGGACGGGAAGUCUAAGAUGGGUAUCAAUAGGUUACUGGGCAAUGGGACAUAUGAGGCUGCAUUUCCUCCACACGAGGGUGGAUACAAGAGCAGACACCCUAUUAAGACCCACGGUGCCCAGAACCACAGACACCUGCUGUACGAGAGGUGGGCUCGUUGGGGCAUGUGGUACAAGUACCAGCCUCUCGACCUUAUCAGGCGUUACUUUGGGGAGAAGAUUGGGCUGUACUUUGCCUGGCUGGGUUGGUACACUGGCAUGCUGAUCCCGGCAGCUCUUGUGGGUCUCCUCGUUUUCCUCUACGGAUUCCUUACCAUGGACACCAGCCAAGUCAGUAAAGAGAUCUGUGAGGCCAACACUACUAUCAUGUGUCCUAUGUGUGAGGAGAACUGCAACACCUGGAAACUCAGUGACAGCUGUGUCUAUGCAAAGGUGACCCAUCUCUUCGACAAUGGAGGAACUGUGUUCUUUGCUAUCUUUAUGGCAAUAUGGGCCACGGUGUUCCUGGAGUUCUGGAAGAGGAGGAGGGCGGAGCUGACUUAUGACUGGGACCUCAUCGACUGGGAGGAGGAAGAGGAGAAUCUGCGGCCCCAGUUCGAAGCCAAGUACUCCCGAGUAGAGAGAGUAAACCCUAUCUCUGGCAAGCCGGAGCCAUUCCAACCCUUCACUGACAAACUCAGCAGACUCAUGGUCUCUGUGUCCGGCAUCUUCUUCAUGAUCUCUCUGGUGCUGACUGCAGUGUUUGCGGUGGUGGUGUUCCGACUGAUUGCCAUGGAGAAGUUUGCAUCGUUCGACUGGGAGUUUGUCAAGAAGAACUGGCAGUUUGCCACCUCUGGCACCGGCGUCUGUAUCAACUUCAUGAUCAUCAUGUCUCUCAAUGUGGUAUAUGAAAAGGUGGCCUAUCUGCUCACAAAUUUAGAACACCCACGGACUGAGUCAGAGUGGGAGAACAGUUUUGCUCUCAAGAUGUUUCUCUUCCAGUUUGUAAACUUGAACAGCUCUACCUUCUAUAUUGCAUUCUUCCUUGGAAGGUUCGCCGGCAGACCAGGGAAAUAUAAUAAACUGUUUAACAGAUGGAGACUGGAGGAGUGCCACCCCAGUGGCUGUCUGAUCGAUCUGUGUCUACAAAUGGGAGUCAUCAUGGUACUAAAACAAAUCUGGAACAACUUCAUGGAGCUGGGAUACCCUCUGCUGCAGAACUGGUGGUCUCGGAGGAAGAUCAAGCAGACAGAGAAGGAAGAGAGAACACGAGGGGGACAGAAUGUGGAGAUCAAAGUACAGCUUCCUCAGUGGGACAUAGACUGGAACCUGCAGCCCAUGAACGCCCAUGGACUAGUAGAUGAGUACCUGGAGAUGGUUCUCCAGUUUGGUUUCACCACGAUCUUUGUGGCUGCAUUCCCAUUGGCUCCUCUACUGGCUCUGCUCAACAACAUCAUCGAGAUACGACUGGACGCCUACAAGUUUGUCACCCAGUGGAGGAGACCCAUGCCUGCCAGAGCCACAGACAUUGGUAUCUGGUAUGGUAUCCUGGAGGGGAUCGGCGUGCUGGCUGUCAUCACCAACGCCUUCGUCAUCGCCAUCACCUCCGACUACAUCCCCCGCUUCGUCUACGCGUUCAGAUACGGACCCUGUGUGGACAAGGAGUACCACCACGAGAAGUGUCUGCAAGGCUACAUGAACAGCAGUCUGUCGGUGUUUGACAUGGGCGCGCACUGGAACGUGAGUGAGGAGCAGAAUAGAUACUGUAGGUACAGAGACUACAGAGCCUCUCCCUGGAGCCCAGUACCAUACGACUUCACUCUGCAGUUCUGGCACGUCCUGGCUGCAAGACUAGCCUUUAUCAUCGUCUUCGAGCACCUGGUGUUUGGCAUUAAGUCGUUCAUCGCGUACCUGAUCCCAGACAUGCCCAAGAGUCUGUGUGACCGCAUGCGGCGGGAGAAGUACCUGAUGCAGGAGAUGAUGUAUGAAGCAGAGCUGGAGCACCUGCAGAAGGAGAGGAAGAAGAACGGCAGGAGAUAUCACCACGAGUGGCCUUAGUGUUAGUCAUGUUAUGUUACGUCCCCCCUGUACUACAUACAGUACCUCGUCUGCACACCUAAAUCAUAUACACGCACGCACGCACGCACGCACGCACGCACGCACACACACACACACACACACAGUACACUUAAUACACACACCAACACACACACACACACAAACAUAUGCACUCAGAUCACAUGUUCCCCUCUGCACACCAAAGAGGCCGUCUUCUGUCACCAGACCUGAGGCCCUCCCACCAUCCUUCCCUGUACCCCGUACUUGUCCCCUGCUCCCAUCUCUGUUACUGUGUCCCGUACUUGUCCCCUGCUCCCAUCUCUGUUACUGUGCCCCGUACUUGUCCCCUGCUCCCAUCUUUGUUACUGUACCCCGUACCUGUCCCCUGCUCCCAUCUCUGUUACUGUGCCCUGUACUUGUCCCCUGCUCCCAUCUCUGUUACUGUGCCCUGUACCUGUCCCCUGCUCCCAUCUCUGUUACUGUACCCCGUACUUGUCUCCUGCUCCCAUCUCUGUUACUGUGCCCCGUACUUGUCCCCUGCUCCCAUCUCUGUUACUGUCCCCCACCUCUCCUUUCAGCUCUCCAUCCAGCAGGAGGCCUAGUCCCUGUCUGUUCCCUGUCACGCCUGUCCUGUGUCGUUGUCCUGACUACGAAUGGGGGGAGAGACCUACCUAUCCAAUUGUAAUGUUUACUAUGCAGAACAAGGGCUGCAGAUCAGUUCACUACUGACUGUCUGCUCUCUUCUCGUCUCACUCUCAUAGCACUCUCCAUAGACACAGAAUGACUAGAACGGACAUCCCCAUUCAAGUCAACGGUCCGUAAUGGGUGGACAAGACUUGCGGCCAUAUUGAGUGCACCCGUCAAAUUGCUGUGGUCUGAGGGCCUUUGUCCCUUUCUAUGUCAUUCUAUUUCUACGUCGCUCUUCUCUAUGUGGCAGCUAGCCUAUAGCAGCCUGCUAUGACAUAAGACACUCCGGUCCGGUCCGGUGCAGUUCACAACACGGCUGUGUGUUCUGUGUUUGUCUUCCAUGGACUUGGUAAGGGCCAGUCACUGUCCUAUGUGGCUGCCUGACUGUGCUACUGUACUGUGGUACUGAUAGUGGUUCCUCUUGUUGCUUAAGUGAUUCUAUUGACGUAUGUACGUGUCUACCAACAAAAAAAAACAAUGGACAAUAAUAAUGUUGUUUAUGCAUAAUGACUAAGUAAUAUUGCCCUCGAAGCAUGCUGAUUCGUUAAAAGCAUUUUGGUUAAUUUGUUGAACUUGCAGCAUAUCUGGGAAGAUGUUACCGUUCAGAAGUUUGAUAGAGGUUUAAUUAUCUCUAUUUAAAUCAUGUAAAAUGCAUGGUUCAUUUCGUUUUUGUAUUUUCUUGGAUAGACAACGUCCCUGUCUUGAUGCCUGGGUUACUGCAAAGUCCGUUUCUAUUCUGUGUGAGCUGAAUGUUAGACAUGUAUUUAUAAUAUUGCUGAGCUUGACUGUGUCCUGAGUUGUGGAUGCUAGUAUGUGAAUAUGGUGUGUUGAUAUUACUACAGUUUUAACCAACCACAAAAUGUGUCACAAACAUCACUCGUGCCUGUUGUUGCUGCAAAUGCUUUACUGUACGUGCAAGAAAAAUGUUUCUUGUAAUUUUUCUCCAGUAUGAUUUACAACAACAAACUGAA